CGGACCCGCCUCAUCUGCGCAGGGUUCGGUCGCCCCGCUGCGUAUCCCGCGGGUUUAAGUCGGGAGCAGGAGUGUACCGGGAGGUUGGCUGAUGGAAUCUCCCGCGGCCGAGGGAAGGCGGCCUGUUCCCGGCGUAUUCCCGCUGCCCCGGGAAGUUAAAUCUCUCCAAAUUCCAUCAGAGCUAGUGACGAGUUACAGGUUCCAGACGUGGAAGCGGCCGAAGAGGUUGGGUUGUUUUUUCCUCCCUUUUCUCGAGGCCUUUCUCCUCUGCAUCCCAAAGGGAUAAAAUCAGAUAAACAUCUGGCUAAAUCAGCACUGCCACUCCUCAAACCGGCGCUGGGAUUCGAUGUUCCUACCGGGAUUAACCCCAUCCCAGCAUCCCGCUGCCGGUCCCACCGACCCCGGGUUUCCUGCACCGUGACAUCCCUCGUCCCCGCCGACUCUCGCAGACCUUCCCGCUCUGUUCCCGGCAGGAAGGACCAGCCGGUGCCCUGUGCCGCUGGCAGAGGAGCCGCUUUGCCGGCUGAGGCUGCGGAGCCAGGUGCAGCGCCCAGAGGUGUGCGUGGCCCCGGCCCCGCCAGCUGUGCAACAUCUGCCGCAUCACGGCGUCACAGAACGGUUUGGGUUGGAAGGGACUUCACAGCUCAUCCCAUUCCCACCCCCUGCCAUGGGCAGGGACACCUUCCACUAGACCAGAUUGCUCCAAGCCCAGUCCAAGCUGGCCUUGAACGCUUCCAGGCAUGCUACAUUGCUGCUGCAGAGCCCAGGCUCUUCCUGGCCACCCCUUCCACAUAUUGAUGAGUUUAUUAAGGGAUUAAAAGUUAGUUUCCCCUCCUUAUUGAAUGCUCUGAUUUAUGCAUGCGUUUAAAUCAAUCCCAUUUCCUGCGUUUUAUCCUUUCUCCUCCAGGCUUUCAGGCUUUAACUGUGUCAGACAUUUGUUACAAUCACAUUGUUUUGAGGCAAGCGAGACACCCUGGGUGGUUUAAGGGAUUUGAAUACAUGAGCUGCGUUACUUGGGUGCACCUCCCAGGUGCCAAUUGCCCUUCCUGAGCUGUAGAUGCCCCUACUUGGACCAGUUUAUUCUGCCUCCCGGUGAAAUAUUGAUAAGGUUGCGUGCUAAUUGAAGAUGCUGUUGGAGAUUAGGUCCAAGCCUGCCUGUCUGGGAGCUGUGCCUGGCAGAGGAGGUGCCCAGUGGGCUGGAGUGCCCAGGGUGGGGGAUUUCAGGUGCUGCUAGCAAGCGGUUGCUGGAUGAGCUACAUAAGCAGCUUAUUUUGUCAUUUUAAUUUUUUAAUCCCAUGCAUUUGGUCGCGCUCUCUUAUUAGUAAGCAUUAGCUCUCCAAGUCCCAUUAGCUCCGCUGAGAGCUGAGGCUUUGCCUAUGGGGACAGUGGUGGAGGAGCCAACAGGGGUCUGGGGGUUCUGAUCCUGCAGCUGGUGACAUCUGUGGUGUCCCAUGUGAAUGUGGGUCCAACCCUGGCCCUGAAGACCCAUCACAGCUCAGUCCUUUCCUCCACUGCACCCCUGUCCCCUUCCCAAGCCCCCAGCAGCCCCAGCUCCCUCCAGAACCAAUCCCAGCCUGGGGCUGGCUCUGUUUGGUCUCUCCCUGCUUUAUUAAGGCAACUAUUUCCUUGCAUGUAAAUACACACACUACAUUCAAACCCUCUCUCUCCACAAGGUUUUCCCUUUAACCCCACGGCCAUCCCCAGGGCUGUACUUUGUUAGAGGAUCUCAAGUGUCGGAUUUAAAAUUAGUUGACUGCUUCUCUUUAAUAAAAUUAUUCCUGCCCUCUUUAAAUAGCACAAUAUGUCACAGAAAGCCGGUGGGUCCGUUCAUGAAGAUGAGGCAGCUCAGAGAGGAAAAAGAGAUGGGAAAAAAAAAAAAAAAAGUAAAACCAUACAUCUCCCCAAACCCCUUCUGCCUAAUCCAACUGAAUUAGAGGAUUUCGAAGUGGAUUUAAAACUAAAUCUUGAUUAGGGAGAAUUUCUCUCCAAGAGCUGCUGCACGGUGGUAUUAAUGGGAAGUGAUCGUGGACAGAGGAAAUAGGACAGAAAUAACUGAGGGUAGCACAUACGCACUCAGGUCUGUGCAUGGACUGAAAGAGUCAGAGAAUUUCUCAGGAGGAAAAGGGAGAAAUUAAGCACCGACAUAAGGAGACUGGGUGCCACGGGGCUGGCUGGAGAAGCUUGGAGCAGCCAGAGCCCUGCUGCACCGACGGCAUCUCCCUUUAUCCCGGCGGGGAGGUUUGCAGGUGGAGAGGAGGCGACGAGCACGGCUGGGGAAAAGAGCUUGGAGGAGAGGAGACCUCUGCCCACUCCCCCAGACCCCGGUGUUCAUCCUCUGAGCCCUGGGUGGACUCCAGGAGCUGACCCCCAUGCUCUGCAGACACAUGCCUGGAGGUGCCCAUGGGAUCCUCUCUCUGAUGACCGUGGUGUUCGUCCUUCCAGAGGUGUCUGGACUCCAGUGCUAUGGCUGCAACAUCGUGGUUGGCACCAAAAACGUGGACAUGGGGUGCUCUAACCCCGAGGUGAUCACCUGCUCCCAGUCCCACCAGGGCUUCAAGCACCGGUUCUGCAUUAAGACAGAGAGCGUGGUCCUGGGCAUCCUGCUGACCAGCGGCUGUGCCACCUCCCGCCACUGCCAGCAGCAGGAGCUGCCGGGCGUCCGCAUCCACUGCUGCCACACCGACCUCUGCAAUGGCUCCCCCAGAGCCCCCCGGCCGCCCCCCGGCCUGGCGGGCGGCCACCUCCUGCUGCCCUGCGUCCUUGCUGCCCUGCUCCUCUCCUGAGCGCCCCGGGGCUUGGGGGGAUGCGGGGGAUCCUCGUGGGAUGGGUGCUGGGAGCAGGGAUGCCCCCAUCGCUGCUCCUGCGGGCGGGCAGGACGCCCUCCUCUCCCCU
Myiozetetes cayanensis is the source of this 2892-nucleotide messenger RNA. RefSeq names its product ly6/PLAUR domain-containing protein 1-like. The record is from RefSeq and is a predicted model, not a curated record. Lineage: Eukaryota; Metazoa; Chordata; Aves; Passeriformes; Tyrannidae. Bases 2370 to 2783 code for a protein of 137 amino acids. The transcript is spliced from 3 exons.